Molecule: messenger RNA, 4425 nt
Organism: Marasmius oreades (fairy-ring Marasmius)
Lineage: Eukaryota; Fungi; Basidiomycota; Agaricomycetes; Agaricales; Marasmiaceae
Exons: 36
Coding region: 147-4310 (1387 amino acids)
Biological process (GO): transmembrane transport
Cellular component (GO): membrane
Molecular function (GO): ATP hydrolysis activity; ABC-type transporter activity; ATP binding
Source: RefSeq, a predicted model, not a curated record
CUCCAACCUUCAAGCUUCAACGACCGUCAGCUAGAUUACGUCAAUUGCAACGGCGGCCCAUGGUCGCUACACACGGGCUCUGAAGCCGACACCACGCAUUGGAAGAGGUAUAAGAACGAUUCGCAGAUUGGAGUCAUUGUAUCGUUAUGUGGAACCCCUUCCGCCCCAAACCAGCCCCGCCUGGUUUUGGUAGUGGAAAGCAGAUCCCAGAGAGAAAAGCCUUCUUUCUCUCCCAGAUUUUCUUUAUCUGGUUAGAUCCUCUUCUCAAAGUAGGGUUUUCUAGGCCUCUUGAACAGGAAGAUUUAUGGGAGCUCCCGCCCGACCGACUGACUACAGCUUUGACUGACCAAGUCGAGGCAGCUUUUUAUGCUCGAUGUCCUCCUGAACAACGUCCCCUCGCUUUCCGGGGCAAAACGCUAGAUUCUGAUAGCGAUAAGGGUGUUAAGGAGGAGGAGAUAACCGAGGAAUCGACUCACGACGGUAAAUAUGAUGCUUCUGUUACCAAGGCUCUUUACAGCGUCUUCUUCGGGAGGUGGUGGUUUGCUGGAUUAUUGCAGCUUUGUGGAGAUACCCUGAAGACAACGACACCGCUGGUCAACAAAGUCCUGUUGACUUGGUUGACCGAGUCGUACGUCUUUUAUAGAACGACGGAGGAGGAACGUACUGCCUUUGGGAUCAGCGCACAACCUCGAGGCGUCGGGUUCGGUGUCGGUUUAGCCUUCGCCAUUUUUGCCAUGCAAGAGGUCGCUAGUCUGUUCACGAAUCACCAGCAACAAAUUGCGAUGAGCAUAGGACUGUACACGCGAGCAAGUAUGAUAGGAACGAUGUUCCGCAAGUCGCUUAGACUUUCCGGAAAAUCCAGAGCGGAACACACCACUGGUAAAAUUAUGACUAUGAUUUCUACGGACGCGACUCGCCUUGAUCAUUUCGCAAUUUAUGGACAUUCGUUAUGGAUAGCUCCGAUACAAAUUAUAAUUGGGAUAGCCUUGCUCAUAGCGAACCUGGGAUAUUCCGCACUUGUGGGCCUCGGUGUACUCAUAUUCGGAAUGCCGAUUCAAGGUAUCUUCGCCUAUAUCAUGAUGCAACAACGGCAGAAAGGUGUCAAAAUUACGGACGCACGAGUGAGACUAACGACAGAGGUCCUCCAGGGCAUUCGUCUACUCAAGUUCUACGGUUGGGAAGACUUCUAUGUCAAUCAAAUAUCUAAGUUGCGGAAAGGCGAACUAGACACUAUCCGGAAGUCGGCCAUAGCACAGUCAGGUCUAGUGGCUUGCAUUUCUUUUAUCCCUCUAGUCGCUUCGAUACUCUCAUUUAUCACAUAUUCACUGUCUGGACACGACCUUAACGUAGCGACUAUUUUCACGGCCUUACAAUUCUUCAAUAUCAUUCGAACACCUUUGAUCAUGCUUCCUCUCAUUCUUUCUGGCCUUGCUGAAUUCAUAGUCGCUGUACAACGCAUAAGCGCAUUCCUGACUGCAGAAGAACUAGCAGAACCACCUACCGUUGAUUAUGAGUCUAAAGACGCUAUCCGAGUCGAGAACGCCAACUUUACGUGGGAUGCGGUCGUGGGGCUGGAAGAAAAACUCGACAAAAAAGAUAAGGAAAAAGAGUCAAAAUCGGCCAAAACAGACAAAAAGAAAGCGAAGAAAAGUCGGAAAGCGAAGGGAAAUGAUGCGGAGGAGUCUUCCGGACUACCUACAACGACAGACAAUAUUACGGCUUCGGAUGCCCUUCAAGGUGAUGCACACGCACAGGAGCCAUUCCAGCUUAAGAAUAUCAACAUGUCCGUUCCCAAGGGUAGUUUUGUUGCCAUCGUUGGUCAAAUUGGAUCCGGAAAGAGUUCUAUACUCAAUGCAUUGAUAGGAGAGAUGAAGAAAACAAAGGGGCAAGUUACAUUUGGAGGAACAGUCGCAUACGUUUCUCAAACACCUUGGAUCAAGAACGCGACUGUCCGAGAAAACAUUACUGACGGGACCGUCGAUGAGACCAGAUUGAAUCAUAUCAUCAAGGCGUGUAGUUUGGAACGUGACAUCGACUCUUUACCUCGGGGCUUGGAUACAGAUAUCGGCGAGAAGGGGAUCAACUUGAGCGGUGGCCAGAAGGCUCGAGUGUCCUUGGCUCGUACUGCGUAUGCUCAGUCAGACAUCGUCCUGCUCGACGAUCCAUUAUCUGCAGUCGAUUCAUAUGUUGGCAAAGAAUUACUCGAAAACUGUCUCCUCAACGGGCCAUUAGCAAAUCGUACCAGGGUUCUCGUUACGCAUGCCCUCCACGUACUGGACAAGACCGAUUACAUUUACGUCGUGGAAGAAGGCAUUCUCGUAGAAGAGGGUUCCUACCAGCACUUGCUCGAUAACGGUCCCAUAUUUUCUCGCUUGAUAAACGAGUACGGCCAACAAGACAGCGCUGGUACAAAGACUGGGAGGGUGAAACAAACGACGCUUGAUACAAUUCUAAAGGACCCUAAGGACAAUAAGCUUGCGGAAGCGUUAAUGCAAGAAGAAGAGCGAAUGACGGGGAGUGUAACUUGGGCUACUUAUACUCGAUACAUACGACACGCCGGUAGUAUCCUCUGGGCACCAAUCAUUCUCGCCUUGUUGGCUCUGUCCCAGGCUUCGGAAGUGGGAAACAAUUUGACUCUGGGCUUCUGGACGUCGAUGAGUAUCAAGGGCUUCGACAACGGACAAUAUAUGGGACUUUACUCCGGUUUCGGCGCCGGUCAAGCUGUGUUCACUUUCAUCGUCAGCUAUAUCGUAGCUAUCCAGGGGGUCAACGCAAGCUACAGUAUGUUUACCAAAGCUCUCAGAAAUGUACUCAGAUCACCGGUCUCGUUCUUUGAUACCACACCGAUGGGACGAAUAUUAAGUCGACUUUCCAAGGAUCAAGAUACCUUGGACACGGCACUUCCGAUGAAUCUGAUGACGUUUCUCUUCAUCGUGGCCGCCGUCUUCGGCACUGUGGGACUGGUAUUUUACACCAUUCCGCUGCUAGGGAUUAUGUUUGCACCCACCAUUGUCGUUUAUUAUGUCAUGUCCGUCUUCUAUCGUCGUACCUCGGUGGAAAUCAAACGCUUGGAUUCGCUCGCUCGUUCGGCGUUUUACAGUUCCUACUCUGAAACUCUGACCGGCCUUGCUACUGUCCGAGCCUACAAACAUCAGGCUAAAGCUCUCAAAGAUGCGGAGCAAAAACUUGAUCGGGAAAACCGGGCGUACUACCUGACUGUCACCAUGCAGAGAUGGCUGGCAGUCCGGCUUGAUGUUUUCAGCAAUAUUUUACUUUUGGGAAUCGCACUAGGAGCAUCCGAUAAUAGGACAACCUUGAACCCUGCAAAAGUCGGAGUUGUACUCACGUAUGCCUUGAGCAUUACCGAAAUUUUUUCCCACAUGAUAACGACUUUUGCUUCCAAUGAACAAAACAUGAACGCUGCGGAACGGUUACUUGUCUACACAACGUUGCCAUCGGAAAAGGACGAGAAGGAGAUCGAGCCUCCGGCUUCUUGGCCAUCCAAAGGCAGUAUUACCUUCGUGAAUGUGGACUUUAUGUACCGGGAUGGCCUGCCUUUGGUAUUGAAGAACGUUAGCUUCCACAUCAGAAGCGGCGAGAAGAUUGGAGUUGUCGGACGAACAGGAGCCGGGAAAAGCUCCAUCAUACAAGCACUAUUCAGGAUAUCUGAGGUUAAAGGAGGAUCUAUCGAAGUGGACGGUGUAAAUAUUAACUCUGUCAGCCUACAACGACUUCGGACGGGGAUGGCUUUGGUUCCUCAGGACACAACAUUGUUUCUGGGUAGCUUGCGAGAAAACCUGGAUCCGCUGCAUACACGAACAGAUGCCGAACUUAUCUCCGCCAUGAGAAGGUCAUGGUUAUUGCCCUCGGAUAGAAGUGGUGAUCAAGCUGGAGAUACAAGAUUUACUUUGGACUCGACUGUCGGUGAUGAAGGAACUAAUUUCAGCGCCGGAGAAAAGCAGCUAAUUGCACUCUGUCGAGCCCUUGUUCGCCAAAGUAACAUCCUUGUUCUGGACGAAGCAACCAGCAGUGUCGACGUAGAGACGGACACAAAGUUGCAACAGACCAUCCAGAACGAAUUUGCGAGCUCUACAAUUCUAUGUGUAGCUCAUCGGCUGAACACGAUAGCACAUUACGAUCGAGUAUUGGUCGUGGACGACGGGAAGGUAGCAGAAUUUGACAAAGUGCUCACCCUGUUCGAUAACGAAGGCUCGAUAUUCCGCUCUCUAUGCGAUGAAGCAAACCUUGGAAGGGAGGAUAUAGUUAGGAUUCGUGAAGCUCAUUCCCAACAUCACUCACAUACUAGCUAAGACCCGAUUCAGCCUUAAAAUUUAACCACUCACAAGAUAACGAGGUAACAUUAAUUAUUCUAAGUUAUGUAAUGGAUAAUCGAUAAAUCCCCAUUCACGUACGCUUCACCGACAA